CCCCCGCCCACCUCCCGGGUUGGUAUAUAAGCCCCUCCCCCAGCAGGAGGCGGCACCAGACCUCCCUCACCUCCUGAGUCUCCCUCCUCCCCUCUCCUGAAUCCUCUCUGCCGACACCAUGGGGUGCUGUGGCUGCGGAAGUUGCGGUGGCUGCGGCGGCUGCGGCGGUGGCUGUGGUGGCUGCGGUAGCGGCUGCGGUGGCUGCGGCGGCGGCUGUGGCGGCUGCGGCGGCGGCUGCGGCGGCGGCUGCGGCGGCGGCUGCGGCAGCUGCACCACCUGCAGGUGCUACCGGGUGGGCUGCUGCUCCAGCUGCUGUCCCUGCUGCUGCGGCUGCUGCGGGGGCUGCUGCAGCGUCCCCGUGGUCUGCUGCUGCCGCCGCUCGUGUGGCUGCAGCUCGUGUGGCUGCGGCUCGUGUGGCUGCGGGAAGGGCUGCUGCCAGCAGAAGUGCUGUUGUCAGCAGAAGUGCUGUUGCAAGAAGCAGUGCUGCAGCUAAGGCUGCGGUGUGCAGAGCUGGUAAGACUUCCUCUUCCCCCGCCUUGAAAAUACUCCCUUCCUGUCUCUCUUCCGUGCCUUAAGUCCUUCGAUCAGAAGUCCCCGAACCAAGAGAAAUUACCUAAUGGAAGAAAUCCGUAUGCAGCCCAGCACCAGAGCAAUUGUGCAAAUUACUAAUGAAGUCAUGAUUCCGAAUACCUGGUUGGCUGGAACUAUCCACUGUCUUUCAGUUCUGUCUUUGCCCACUUUUUCUCGUCUUCUUGCAUAGUUUUUUCCCCUUUUUUCUUGUGUGUUCUUAGUCAUUGCAUAAUCCUGUCUAAAUUUCCUAAUAAAAUAAAAACUAGAAGUCCAUCAAAA
Herpailurus yagouaroundi (jaguarundi) is the source of this 849-nucleotide messenger RNA. Its product is annotated as small cysteine and glycine repeat-containing protein 4-like. The coding region runs from base 119 to 493 and encodes 124 amino acids. The record is from RefSeq and is a predicted model, not a curated record. Gene Ontology annotation, biological process: defense response. Gene Ontology annotation, cellular component: extracellular region. Lineage: Eukaryota; Metazoa; Chordata; Mammalia; Carnivora; Felidae. The transcript has 2 exons.